UAAGAACAUUUCAAAUUGUGUGCAAAGCUCCGAAAGAUUUUGGCUAUCACUUUGUACCGUUGGCUUUGUACUUCGUAAAGAAAGAUUCAUAUACACGUGAAAUCAUACAGAAGGAAGAAAUGGGAGCAUGGACGCAGGAUUUCGUACUACGAUUUGUAUCACUGCAUGUUAUAGGUGACAUGCAUGAAGAGUUAGCUGCAACAUCUGAGUUCAAUAGACUGGAAAAACAUCGUGAGGCACCUUUCGACGUAACUGUGGCGGGGGAGCCGCUACCAGAGCCAGUUAGAAACGGUUUAGCCUGAAAAUUGCAACCAUUUUCAAUGCCACCGCAUCUUUACGGUUAUGUGAAGAAAGGAAUUACUCUUGAGGACGUAAAAUGGGUAAUACAUUCCUCAUAUCUGAGCAAAAUAUUGGACCGUCUUACAAGCCCUGAAAACUACAGAUCCAAGUUUCACUAUCUGCUAUGGAUAGAAGAAAUGCAAAUGAGGACAGAUAUUCAUCAGUAUGACUUAAACGACGUUACUAUGGAUUUAGUUCAGAACACCGGAAAAAUGAAACUGGAAGUGCCAGGCCUAGCUGAAAAUAGACCAUCUGUUCUGCAAGGAUACCAUUUAUACAUUUACAUAUGCUGUGAUGGUGGCAAAGUAAACAAUAAAGCUGCGGGUGAGAAGUUAUUAGUUAAGGUCAGCAAUCUAAGUUUUGAAUUAAAGUGCGAGGGCGAGGAUUCAGAAGACCGUGAUGUCGAACGAAACAAACGUGUACGGUACGAAGGAAUCGUCCAUAAAACAGAGUUGCACCAUGUUCAUUUGGGGGUUGCAAGGAAAUUGCAGAAUUCGUGGAUGGAAGGGAAACGCUAUAAUGUGGAAUUUACCAUUCCGCCGUUCAACAUGUGGGUCCAGCACCGUGCAGUUGAAAAUGCUAUCCCUUUCAUGGACUUGCUUUUUCCGGAAAAACAUGACGAAGGCUGUAAAAAUCCAGACAUCGUUCUAAGGCCAUUUUUUGACAAGAAGCUUAAUUCCGAACAACAGACUGCGGUGAGGAACAUUGUACAAGGAACCAGUCGUCCAGCUCCGUACAUCAUAUUUGGUCCGCCGGGCACCGGUAAAACUGUAACGAUCACUGAGGCAAUCAAACAGGUGUAUGGUGGACAGAACGACAGUCGCAUUCUGGUGUGUUGUCCAGAAAACACUGCUGCUGAUUUUCUCAUGCGUAAACUGCUAAAGACAGGACCAGUUAUGAAGAAGGACAUUUUCAGGAUGUUUGCGAUAUCUCGGGCGUAUGAAACCGUGCAUCCGGACAUUUGGAAUUCCGAUCAGCACAACUAUGACCAUGAAAACACCUGCUUUUACUACCCGACCGUUGACAGCCUCAAGCAAUGCAGGAUCCUUGUUGUCACAUUGAUGACGUCUGGAAGAAUGGUGACCGGCAAGUUUCCAAAGAACCACUUCACUCACAUCUUCAUUGACGAAGGUGGUCACGCUGUAGAACCAGAAUGCAUCGUGCCAAUAACGGGACUGAUGGACCCGACAGACAAAUCAGGGCGUGCACAGUUGGUGAUUUCUGGAGAUCCUCAACAACUAGGACCAAUCAUUCGGUCACCGAUUUCUCUGAAUUUUGGAUUGGCUAUUUCCCAUAUGGAGAGACUGAUGACCGAUAUCGAGAUGUACAAAACCCAGCCAUGUGACGAACGCUACAUAACAAAACUUAUCCGCAACUACCGGUCACAUGACAGCAUUCUGGAAAUUCCACGACGUCUCUUCUACAACAAUGAGCUAAAGGCGUGCGGUGACCCAGUUAUCUUGAAUUCUAUGUUGGACUGGGAAAUGUUGCCGAACAAGAAAUUCCCCAUAAUAUUCCAUGCUGUGUUUGGAAAGGAUGAACAAGAAGAGACGAAAUUGCUCAAAUCGAUAAAUACCUUAUAUCACUUCUGAAGGAGAAGAAAGGACGAAAACUGAAACCAUCUGACAUCGGCAUAAUUUCGCCAUACAGAAAACAGGUUGCAAAGAUACGACAAAUGCUUACAGCAAAGCGGCACGUCUUGAACAGCAAUGAAAUAACUGUGGGCUCCGUGGAAGAAUUCCAAGGUCAAGAGUUCACGGUAAUCAUCAUUUCAACUGUUCGAUGCAGCAGGUCAACUGCCUAC
Molecule: messenger RNA, 2143 nt
Organism: Dreissena polymorpha
Lineage: Eukaryota; Metazoa; Mollusca; Bivalvia; Myida; Dreissenidae
Product: putative helicase mov-10-B.1
Exons: 13
Coding region: 321-1931 (536 amino acids)
Molecular function (GO): RNA binding; 5'-3' RNA helicase activity
Source: RefSeq, a predicted model, not a curated record